AUGUCUCAAAAACGCGCCAAUAAAGAACAGAGACUUCACAAAACUUUUAACCCUGUCUUCACUAAUGCAAGUGCUUUCUAUCAUUCUCAAAAGAUACCAGAGAUUACAACUUCUAUUCAAGAUACUUUGAAUCCUUCUUCCUCUACACAAAUAUCUAAAAUUCAAGAAAAGCUUACUUUUUAUUGUCAAAAAGCUAUGAUUACAGAUUCCAAAUUGAUUGAACAACAAGUUUGUGAAUAUAUUGCACAAAUGACUAAAAAAACAUCUGGUGAAUAUAAAGCAAAUUCAGUAAAACAAGCUGUUGAUGCUAUUAAACAUCAUUUGGUAAAAGUUUCUUCAAUACUCAGAAUUAAUUUAUAUAAUAAAUAUGAGUUUUCAGAUUUAUUUACUGUUUUACAUAGCAAAAUAAAAGAUUUUCAAGAAAAAAGAUUUGAUGAAAAAGAGGGAUCAAUGGCGUUGACUGCACAGCAAGUUCAAGAAAUUCUUGCUGAUGACUUUCUUAAUUCUAACACCCCUAAAGGUCUUUUAUACCAUGUAUUUUUUCGAAUUGCAACUAACUUUGCAUUUCGUGGUGGUGAACAUUAUAAUCUUCAUUAUGAAAUUGAAGGAGGAGCUGCACAGAAUAUUCAUCUUUCUCCAAAUUCAGAAUCAGCUAAUAAUAUUAAAAAAAUUGGUCUAAACAUCCUAGUGGAUGCUAAUGUUCUAGAAGAUGCUAUAAUAGAAGUAACAGGUCACAAAAGUAUUUAA
Messenger RNA from Funneliformis mosseae, 747 nucleotides. The record is from the annotation of a GenBank genome assembly. Lineage: Eukaryota; Fungi; Glomeromycota; Glomeromycetes; Glomerales; Glomeraceae.